Capronia coronata CBS 617.96 is the source of this 5001-nucleotide messenger RNA. RefSeq lists its product as uncharacterized. Bases 1 to 5001 code for a protein of 1666 amino acids. Lineage: Eukaryota; Fungi; Ascomycota; Eurotiomycetes; Chaetothyriales; Herpotrichiellaceae. The transcript has a single exon. The record is from RefSeq and is a predicted model, not a curated record. Gene Ontology annotation, cellular component: endosome; trans-Golgi network. Gene Ontology annotation, biological process: Golgi to endosome transport.
AUGUCAGCAGACCCUAAAGCGAUUCGUCGCUACCAAGCCGGCGUCGAAAGGGCUCUUGGUCUAUUCGAUGCCUCGAAUGAAUGGGCCGAUUACAUCGCCUUUCUCAGCCGCCUGACGAAGGCAUUACAGGCGGCCCCACCACAUGCCGACGUGCCUUUGAAGCCGACUUUGGCCAAAUAUCUUGCCUUGUGUCUGAAGCCAUCCCUGCCUUCAGGAGUGCAUCAAAAGGCUCUAGAGGUCUACAACCUGGUCUUCACUUUACUCGGAAAGGAAGGCUUGUCGCGCGAUUUGCCUAUCUGGCUUCCUGGUGUCUCUCACACUCUCACCUUUGCCUCGCUGACUACGAGACCCUUGUUUCUGUCUCUCUACGAUGAACAUAUCUUGAAGCUGUCAAGCCAAGUUUUAAGACCUGCGUUGAGGGCAAUCGCGUUGUCUCUCCUUCCCGGCAUAGAAGAGGAAAACAGUGAGGACUUUGACAGGACCUUAGGGACUUUCAAUCGCCUUAAGGAGAUCUUUGCCGAAGAUGGGCACGAGGAGUUGUUUUGGCAGAGUUUGUUCCUUGCAUCUAUCACGAGUAGGAACAGGCGACCAGGUGCCCUUGUAUACUUGAACCGACAACUUCCCAAGCUAGGACCAACUUCAAUCAAUGGUCCAGCGCAAAAUGGGGUUGAAACGAACGCUUCAACUACCAUUGAGCAAGUCGUCAAGGCAGUGACGACUCCAGAACCGGGUCUUCUUGUGCGGUGUUUUGCUACUGGACUUCAAGAUGAACAGGCAUUGGUCCAGCGCGGAUUUCUGGAUCUAUUGGUCUCGCAUCUCCCGCUCAACGCCUCCAUUCUCCAGACACAUAUUCCCAAGAAUGACCUCGAUGUCUUAGUUACUUCGGCAAUGUCUGUUGUGCUGAGAAGGGACAUGAGCCUGAAUCGGCGGCUGUGGACAUGGUUCAUUGGCAGGGAAGAUAAACGGGAAGGGUCAACCGACAUGGUUCCGGAGUCGGCGGUUGAUAUCACGUCACCGUCGGAUGAGGGCAAAGUUGUCCAACUGACUAGUAAACGCAACUAUUUCGAACAACAUGGUCUGCAGUCCGUCAUACGCAGUCUUGAAAAGAUGCUCAGAAAGGAGUCUGUGUCUCCUGUGGACCGAGCUCGUCCUUUCCGCAUUAUGCUUUCCUUGAUGGAUCGCUGGGUCAUUGGCAAGCUGCCUGUUGAGGCUCUGUUUAUUCCGGCGAUGCAAGAUUUGCGGAGAUACCAGACUUCGGCCCCGUCACAAGCCUCAUUCGAUGAGGUGUUCCGCAGCGCCAACGUAUUCUUCGAUGCCAUCGAGCCCCAACUGAUAACUAGCCAGCUGUUUCAACUUCUUGAACAGAGACAGUUGGACGUUAUUGAGUUCAUCAUGGCGAACUUCAGUCUACAAGAGGAUGAGAUGGCCACAACACAUUUACCGCUACUCUGUCUGGCAGUUUCCGAACGAAUACUGGGACAGACCACCUCUGGGUUGAGCGAGGCUGAUGCAGAAGUAGAGCAGCUGUCUAAACUGCUCGAAGGUCUGCUCACGCUGCUUCCGCCUCAAUCUGUGAUGGGCCUUGCUGAGACAAUAGACGACAUUCCCCGCGAUGGCUGGAUGAUGAAGAUCAAAGACCUGUAUGAAAACUCCUCCUACGUCAAGAAGGCACUGGUCGAUGUCAUUUCUCCAGGUGCGGCAGCUCAACUGUUACUCCGAAAUAUUACAUUAAUCGUCCUGGACUGUUUCAAGACGCCGAGUCGGAAAACCUUUCUCGGAACAUCGGCCAGAGCUUUGGCCAGGGCUAUAUCCAGAAGCAAUACACUUCAAACAUUGCAGCGGCUUGAAUUCGGCGCGCAGCUUUAUGCAGCGUUGCGGAGCAUGUCUUCGAAGCCAACAGGCUUGAGGUAUGAGAUGGCGAAGACUAUUGCAGUCAUAGUCGAUACGAUUUAUGCCUUUGACUCCGACCACGAGGCACUUACAGAACGCCAUUUGCUUCAGCUCGUACCGGAACUUAUUUCCCAGUUUUGGGGUGUCCUCCUUCCUCAGACGCCGCAAUACCACGUAGAAGCUGUGGAACAGAUUUGGAAACUUCGCCUCAUCUCUCAAGAUCUACUCCUUGUGGACAGCAAGAUUAUGGAAUUGAUGUGCGAGGAACACUCGACACGAGUUGUUUUGGAAGAGCGUAUGGCCAGGUUUUCAACGUUAUGGAUACAUACACGGUUUCCGGAAAUCAACGUGGAAAUGUUUUCAAUGACGAUUCGUUUUGAGGAUGAUGAAGUACCAUGGGCUCUCCUCCGUCACCCUGUAUUGAGCAUCAUCGACGGGGUGGAUCUCCCGCAGUCGCACGAUCCGCGUCGGAUAUGGUUGAACAAUCUCUCAUCGAUGCUCCCAGUGUUUUGGAUCGCUUACGUUGAAUCUGUCGGUGCAUCGACCCCGCAGCUCGCCAUCCUCGGCCUCAACCGACUGCAAAAGGUUUUGUCCAUUGCCCGGCAAUCCAAUGUACACCGGCACGAGAUAUUCUCACCGCGCGGGUUUUCUGAGAUGAUACUGGACCUUUGCAUGGACAACAUUGACUCUAGCCAAAGCGAAGCAACUAUAAAGGUGGCACUUUCUAUGCUGCGUAUGGUGAUAGAGGAGACUGAGCUCCGUAAUCUCCAUACACUGGUGCCCCUUCUAAUCCAGCAGUUGACGAACCUGGCUUCGGACAGCUCCCUUCAGGAGACUAUGCUCGACACUUUACAAGCGAUUUUUGCAAAGCCCAAUUCCAAGCCUCCCCCCGGUGAACUCUUGACAACUCUCAUGACAGGGAUAUCGUCAAAAGCGAUCGAUGCCACCAUUGACAAGUGGAUCACAGUCCUCUGCAACACCAUUCCUCUAUACUCUACUCAAACCCUUUUCGCAAACAUGCUUAAACUGACGGCUUGCUUCUGCCAACGGGCGAAGGCUUACUUUGAGCAGAUGAAGCUGCUGUAUGAAAAGGCAGAAUCAACCGCUCAGACCAAUGGUGGUGAUUUCUUACCAAGUGCGAAGAACCCCGAACGAUCUCUCGGGAACCUUCUCGCGGGUCUGGAGUAUAUCCUCGCGCGGGCACAUACGCAUCUAGUAGAUCAGGCAGCUGUGCCAGAGUCAGCGAGCGCCAGCGCCACAGAUAUGUCCCAGGGUCGAUCCAUUGCCAAUAACCGGCUUACGGUGAUCUUAUGCAUGCAAGACACAAUCAAACUCUGCGGAGAGAUCUGGGCUUGGAGGAUAGUGAAGCGGUCGUCAAACGCGGUUCCAGACAGCAAGUCCUUCGCCUACAUAUCCGCGCGACUUCGUACCCGAACCAGAAGACUUCUAGAGCAUCUGACGGAUGCCGAACCACAAGAAUGUCUCGAAACCUUGAUGGGAAUGUGGGUCGAUGCUAGCCGGCGCGAUUCAGAGCAGGAUGUCACCCUGAACUUAAUGCAGAGCCUCGACGGAGCAAGACCCAAAUUCAUGAUGCCAGCAACGUUCAAUGCUAUUUACAAUCGGACGAAUCCAGCCGCUCUAGACCAGUCUCAGAAAUCCAGUCUGUCGGUCGAUGUCAAUGCACCGGAGCUGAUGGCAUUCCUGAUAGCAUACACCAAGGCCUUGGAGGAUGAUCUGUUGGAAGAGAUCUGGACCGACUGCACAGCCUUCCUACGAGAAGUGCUUGCCAAUCCCAUGCCCCAUCGUCAAAUCCUACUGAGAUUGCUGGAAUUUGUGGGCGUCAUCUGCCAGAAGAUGGAGAAUACCAAUUUUGGGGAAGUCCUGCGGAUGCGGCGAGAUUUAAGCGAUCUCUGCGCCCGGCUUUUCACUGCCAUCUUUACCAUCAGACCAGCUGGACUUGACGCGACUGCACAACGACCGUCGGAUUCGGGUUCAGGUCCUCGAAGAAGCUCCGUGCAACCUGGCAAUGCCAUCCAUGUGAUUUGCGAGACACUGCCGGUGAUCGGAAACGCUCUGGGGGACUUAGACCGGCUGAACACGACCAUGUCUGGGAUAGCCUUGCAUAUCACAGGACCUGCGCUACGAUCACGACAGUUCCCGCAGUCUGUCAACGUUGACAUCCUUCAGCUGGUUUAUCUUAUGGGCAAGUCGCAACCCAGCAAUAAAGCGUGGAAGAAGGACGUCCUGGACGCCUACAACGACGGAAAGUUCUUCCAGUCGCCUGCCGAACUGGCCGAACUGGGUUGGAUGCCCCUGCUCAAACAACUCUGGCUCUCGGACAAGGGUCUGAUGAGUGAACUACUCUCCAGGCUGACACCACCCACUACGGCAGGCUUGAUGUUUGGGGUGGGAGCGACAGCAGCACGCAUCGAAGCUGAUAGACGGACACAACUCACCUUGAGGCGGAUUACACUGCUUUUGCUGGCCGCGGAUGUGGAUGCGUUCGUGUCGGACCUCAGCCAGAUAAUGCUGAAGAUGGAAGAGCUCUUGACCGCGACGGUGUCGUCCUCGCCAUCGUCAGGCACUCGAGGAGACAUCUACCUGGUUCUUCGAGCCAUGACAUUGGCCUAUUCCCACGUCCACUUGGUUUCAAUCUGGCCGAUCGUGGAUGGAGAGCUUCGGGAACUCCUUUUGAGCAUGCGACCGGGCGAAGAGUCUCGUUUCACCAGUUACUCGCAGUUGCAGGGCGCCAAACUCUUAGAUCUUCUUCUGCUGUUGAAGCCGGAGGAGUUUCAGUUGCAUGAAUGGCUUUUUGUUACGGACACCGUCGACGCUGUCUAUCCGCCGCAUGACGCGGAGUCGGUGGCAAUCGCCGAUCAGAUCGUGGGCAAAAGCACCAAUGAGGUCGAGCUUCCUACGGUCUCCGAGGACGAGGUCAGGAGGCCAUGGCUGUGUAGCGACUUGACUCGGACCAUUGAGGACCCUCAGGGCCUGUUGAUGCCGUUCUUCCGGCAGUUGAGCAUCCAUGCAUUUGAAGAUACAUAUAGCCUACAGCCUGUCGACGUGGAGGCAUGUCGGAAGGACUUGGUGGCGGAUUUGUUCGUGGAUUGA